This is a messenger RNA of Triticum turgidum subsp. durum (durum wheat), 615 nucleotides long. Lineage: Eukaryota; Viridiplantae; Streptophyta; Magnoliopsida; Poales; Poaceae. The record is from the annotation of a GenBank genome assembly.
AUGAAGAAGGCGUCCAGGUUCCUGAAGCAGCUGUUCUCGGCCAUCGUGGCGGCGGUGAGGGAGAGGUCUGCGGCGACGCGCGCCAGGACGAGCGCCGCGCGGACGCGGUUCGUCUUCUUCGGCAUCCUCCGCAACAAGCAGCUCCUGAGGAACGCCAUCAACAGCAAGAUCCACGCGAUCGUGGGGGGCGGCAGCGGCAGUGGCCAGCACCUUGUUGCGGCGAGCGGCGGCGGCAGGACGGUCGCCGUGCUGGAGAAGCUGCCGAGCUUCGUCGCGGAUCAGGGGAGGAGGGCCGCCGUGCUGCUCAACAGCCUGCCGAGCUUCGCCAUGGGCCGGGACGGCGGCAGCGACUCGCCGCUGGUCGGCGGCGGCGAGGAGCAGAAAGAGGAGGGCGACGAGGGCGUGGCGAAGCAGCUGCAGCUGGCGAGCGCGCCGGUGGGCGGGUCGGUGAUCGAUCUGGCCCGCGGCGCGGCGGAGCGGGGCGGCGCGGAGUUCAGGCUGGAGGACGAGAUAGACCACGUCGCCGACGUGUUCAUCAGGAGGUUCCACGACCAGAUGAAGCUGCAGAAGCUCGAGUCGUUCAAGAGGUUCUGCGAGAUGCUCGAGAGAAACUAA